This is a messenger RNA of Manacus vitellinus (golden-collared manakin), 1283 nucleotides long. RefSeq lists its product as uncharacterized. NCBI's taxonomy places the organism in Eukaryota, Metazoa, Chordata, Aves, Passeriformes, Pipridae. Gene Ontology annotation, molecular function: S-adenosylmethionine-dependent methyltransferase activity. The coding region runs from base 323 to 1042 and encodes 239 amino acids. The record is from RefSeq and is a predicted model, not a curated record. The transcript is spliced from 8 exons.
UGUAAAUAAUGUUGUUAGAGAUUUAAUAUGUUCCAAUAUAAAAAAUCUCAUGGGAUUUCAUAUGCAGUUGUUCAUAUUGCUUCUUCACUUAAAAAAUCAUCACAGCUCCUAUAAACUAUUAUUAGUUUGGGUGAUGUGCACAUAUGGCUUUCUCAGCUUCCUGACUCCUUUACAAAUACAGUAAAGCACAUGUGAACUUACUAGCAAAACUUGAAAAUGCUGAACUGUUUCAGAUGACUUUGAUGAGCUUGUGGUGAGUAACAAUGAUGUUGUGCUCAAAAAUAUUGCUGAAGAUUUGCGGAAUCGUUUACCCAUCGAGGCAAUGUUCACUUCGGAACAUCAAGCUGUUCAGAAAAUACACCAGCAUCCACUGCCCAUGAUUCAUGUUGAUGCAUUCCUUUAUGAUGAUGAUGUUGUUGAUUCAUUGUGUGAGGAAGGGAAAAUGAGUAGGAGCUACUGCACAGAGUGUGGCUCAUACAAAACUGCAUCUUUAGAGUUUAUUUCGCAUUCCUUUUCCCUCAUGGAACUGAAGUUUCUUUAUCAACAUGUACUGCCUGACCUGACAGGAAAGGUAGUGGUUGACGUUGGCUCCAGGCUUGGUGCAGUGCUAUUUGCGGGUUAUCUUUAUAGCUCAGCAUCCCAGCUGUAUGGAGUAGAAAUGAAUGCAGACUUUUGCAAGUUGCAGGAACUUAUGAUUACAAAAUAUGAGUUCAUUGACAGAAUAAAGGUGGUUCAUGCAGACAUCUGUACUCAGGCUUCACUUCUUCAGAAGGCUGAUGUUGUUGUAAUGAAUAAUGUCUUUGAAUAUUUUCUUGACAGACAGGAACAGGUCAGAGCUUGGGAAUUUAUUGCUUGUAAUAUAAGGAAAAGAGGGUCCUUAUUAGUGACAGUUCCCAGUCUUCAAGAAUCACUUUCAAAGCUCCAGACAGAUGUACAGCUCAGCCAAUGGGUCGAAGAGAUGCAGCUAAACUAUGAUGUGUAUAUGGAAAAGGAUGUUGACAGAGAAGCACUUGAACAGAUACAUUUAUACAAGAUUCUGUAGUACCUGGAAAAAUUUACUAGUAUCCUUAUAAUAUCAUAUAUUUUGGGUCUAAAAUGAAUUUGGAUUGAUUUGUGUGAAUAAAUCAGAUCAAAAUUCAUAUUGUGAUUAAUCUGAGUCAUACACGUGGUUUGUAAUGAAAAAGAGUCUUUGGAAACAGGUUUUCUUAUGAAGGCAUUUAUCUCAACAGAGUAUUUUGACUUUUAACUAGGAGAUAUGCUCAUGGUUUAAUUUUUGCAGAAAC